CGUUCAAUCGGCGCUGUUCAGAUCUUCUAGCUGGCGCACACCAACUUAGAGCACUCCCGGGCAGAGGACCAUACUUCCAGUGCAGACGAAGAACAAAAGGAGAGAGAGAGAGAGAGAGAGAGAGAGAGAGAGAGAGAGAGAAGAUGUCGGCGCUCUUCAACUUUUCGUCGCUGCUCCUCGUCAUCCUGCUCAGCAUCUGCACCUGCACCUACCUGCGCGCCUCUGCGCCCGGCCUCAUCGACCGCAACCGGCAGGGCUUCCUUGGCCUCUUUUACAAGGGCGCGCGCAUCGGCGAGCGCCUCUCGCCCUACGUCUCGCUCGCGUGUAUCGUCAUGGCCGUCUACAUGGUCUUGUGACCGGACAAGAUAGAGAGACCGCACAUGUACAGUACUACCACCAUCGCAGCAGGCAAUCAGCGUGAAGAGGAGG
This is a messenger RNA of Acaromyces ingoldii, 429 nucleotides long. Its product is annotated as DUF1242-domain-containing protein. The record is from RefSeq and is a predicted model, not a curated record. Gene Ontology annotation, biological process: protein secretion; intracellular transport. The coding region runs from base 144 to 356 and encodes 70 amino acids. Lineage: Eukaryota; Fungi; Basidiomycota; Exobasidiomycetes; Exobasidiales; Cryptobasidiaceae. The transcript is spliced from 3 exons.